CAGAAAAAUGGGGGCGGAGUGAAAGCGUUAAGGGACGUUAUUCCUUACUGCAAAGAUUUGUGAUCUGUUACGCACCAAGGGUGUAAUUUAAAGAAUACAAGAAAUGGUGAAGGGCAAAAUCACGAAAUUGUCUGUCAGCGACGUUAGGUUUCCGACUUCUCUUGAACAGCAUGGGUCAGAUGCAAUGCACACAGAUCCGGAUUACUCCGUUGCUUAUGUUGUUAUCGAGACAGAAGGUGGCUUGAAGGGAUACGGACUUACUUUUACCUUGGGGAAGGGCACAGAAAUAGUUGUCUGUGCAGUGCAGGCCCUGUCUUCACUUGUGAUUGGGAAAGACUCAGAGGAGAUUGUGAAUGACUUCCGAAGUUUUUACAGACUGUUGACAAGUGAUGGCCAAAUGAGAUGGCUCGGCCCCGAGAAGGGAGUGGUCCAGCUGGCGGCGGCUGCGGUGCUCAAUGCCGUGUGGGAUCUCUGGGCCAGAGCAGAGGGCAAGCCACUUUGGAAGUUGCUGGUAGACAUGGACCCAGAAAAGCUCAUUUCCUGCAUAGACUUCCGAUAUAUCACUGAUGCUCUCACAGAGAAGGAGGCUUUAGAUAUUCUUCGGAAGGCUCGAGAUGGAAAAUGUAAGAGAGAGGAACACAUGCUGAAGGAGGGAUAUCCUGCAUACACCACCUCCUGUGCCUGGAUUGGUUACCCAGAUGAGCAGUUAAAACAGCUCUGUUCAAAAGCACUGAGUGAAGGGUGGACGAGGUUUAAGGUAAAAGUUGGAGCAGAUCUGAAUGAUGACAUUCGCCGGUGCCGUCUCCUGAGAGAGAUGAUAGGACCUGACAAAACUCUGAUGAUUGAUGCCAAUCAGCGAUGGGAUGUUGCAGAGGCAAUUGAGUGGGUCUCCAGACUGGUCGAGUUCAAACCUUUGUGGAUAGAGGAGCCUACUUCCCCUGAUGACAUCCUGGGCCAUGCGGCAAUUGCCAAGGCUCUGGCUCCCCUGGGAAUAGGUGUGGCAACUGGAGAACAAUGUCACAAUAGAGUGAUGUUCAAGCAGCUGCUGCAGUCGCAGGCUCUCCGGUUUGUUCAGAUUGACAGCUGCAGACUGGGCAGCGUCAAUGAAAAUCUGGCGGUGCUGCUGAUGGCCGAGAAAUUUCAAGUUCCUGUGUGUCCCCAUGCUGGUGGAGUUGGACUCUGUGAGCUUGUACAGCAUUUAAUACUUUUCGACUACAUUGCUGUAUCAGGAAGCCUGGAAAAUAGGAUGUGCGAGUACGUUGAUCAUCUUCAUGAACAUUUUACAAACCCUGUGGUGAUUAAAAAUGCCUCCUAUAUGCCACCAAAGAAUCCUGGAUAUUCCACAGAAAUGAAGGAUGACUCAGCGAAGAGACAUCAAUUUCCUGAUGGAGAGGUCUGGCGGGAGCUCCGUGCUAGUCGAAGGGUUCAGUAGACGGAAACUAGAGAUGAAGAAGCAGUUACUAACAAUACUUUGUUGCUUAUGAAGUGUACACAAUUUUUCUAAGAAUUUUCAAUCCAAACUAAAAAUGGAAGUGUCUUGUUUGAUCAAAUUGCCUCUAUAGAAUGUAUUGUCUGUCUGAUAGUCUCUUGAAUGCUAAAUUUGUAUUAACUCGCUUUCUAGCACCUUAGAUAAAAUAUGCUCUGAAUCAAACCAUGAACUAAGAUGUAUCCGUAUCAUUAUAUUUU
Lepisosteus oculatus (spotted gar) is the source of this 1686-nucleotide messenger RNA. It is a transcript of the gene enosf1, whose product is annotated as enolase superfamily member 1. Gene Ontology annotation, biological process: amino acid catabolic process; carbohydrate catabolic process. Gene Ontology annotation, molecular function: L-fuconate dehydratase activity; magnesium ion binding. The record is from RefSeq and is a predicted model, not a curated record. NCBI's taxonomy places the organism in Eukaryota, Metazoa, Chordata, Actinopteri, Semionotiformes, Lepisosteidae.